GGAAAAAACGUUUUGGCCAUCUGAGAUUAUUUGCACAUCACACUGUCUUCCCUAAUUUUGUCAGUCGUCGUCUCCGGGAAACUCAUUUGAUUUAUUCCUCGGCCAUUGGAGGAGACGGUGAAAGCAGGGAACGUAUCCAUCGAGACUACCGGCAGCCGUGAGACUCUCAAAUCAAAUAAAGUUGCCGUCUGUAGGGAUGGUUAUUCCUCCUCCAGCAAGGCCAGAAAGAGUGUUGAAGUAUCUAAAGCCCUAUGUCCUAAAAAUGCACUUCACGAAUAAGUUCGUGCACGCCCAAGUUGUCCACACCCCGACAGCAACAGUGGCCUCGGCUGCCAGCACGCAAGAAAAAGCCCUGAGAUUAAGCAUGGAAAAGGCGAAAGAAAACAUGAGGGAUGUGGCUGCUGCUGCAAAAAUCGGGAAGAUACUUGGAGAACGCCUGCUGAUGAAAGAUAUUCCGGCUGUUUCGGUGGCCCUGAGUAGGGAUCAGAAAUAUCACGGCAAGGUGAAGGCUGUUAUUGAUUCUUUGAGGGAUGCCGGGGUGAAAUUAAUAUGAGCGCCGAGCAGAUUAUUCAUAGAAUGGCGAAGGAAAAACACUCAAAACGACGUUUUUGGGGUACGUAGCUGUUUACAUCUUUUGGAUUAUGAACUAAGUCUUCUUUAUAUUUGAUCUGAUUCGAUUACUGUUGGAAGUGUUCUUGGAUUGAACAAUCAAGGUGCUGUUUUUGUUUGUUUUUAAAUGUCAAAAGUACAUUUUUGUAGUUUUGUUAAUCUUUUGUUCUAGCA
Messenger RNA from Andrographis paniculata, 783 nucleotides. RefSeq lists its product as uncharacterized. Gene Ontology annotation, molecular function: structural constituent of ribosome; 5S rRNA binding. The record is from RefSeq and is a predicted model, not a curated record. Gene Ontology annotation, biological process: translation. The transcript has 2 exons. The coding region runs from base 197 to 553 and encodes 118 amino acids. Gene Ontology annotation, cellular component: ribosome. Lineage: Eukaryota; Viridiplantae; Streptophyta; Magnoliopsida; Lamiales; Acanthaceae.